CAGUCAUCCAUAACUGGAUCACGGUGGAGGAGGAAAACGAGAUAUACCAGCAGCUCCAAAAGUCCUGCGUUCGCAAUCGUCAAGUUUUGUGGAGUGGCAUGCACCAGGAGGUUGCGCAGGAAUGGGCAGACAAGCGCGGCUUCCAGACGCUCACCACGGCAAUGGGCCCCCUCAUGGACCCUUCUGAUCCAAAGUGCCCAAAGCACAAAGGGGGCCAGACGAGCUGGUCAAAAUAUGUUCACGGAGCGUCGGUCGUAUUUGCGUGGUACAUUGCCCAGGGCGACCUCGCCACUGUCCUGGCGCAGCCUCCCCCGCAGCGCUUUCACCCUUCCGGGCUGACCUACUAUCAAUUGAUCGAGGAGCCUAUACUGAAGGGCAAGCUGGGCAAUCGGCCCGUCAAUAAGAUUGUGGUUGUCCAUCCAACCGUGGGCGAAGCGGCGGACUUUACGUAUGAGUUGUGGCCGCACGACGAACCCUCCCUCUGGACGACCUCGUUUGACAUACCCGAUACUGUCCGCUACUGGAGGCAGGUGAAGCUCCCAAAGGGAGCGAAAAAAUCGAGUAACUGCGAAUCGACCGAUGCGACUACCAAUAAGACAAAAAGCUCCAAGAGCAAGCAAAUAGUAGUACACAGCAGCACAACUAGUACUCCGCCCAAGGAUGGGUCCAAAACUGCGCUCAACGGGCACAAGGGGACGAAAAAAGGGAGGAGAGGCAAACAGUGCGCUUCGGCGGGCUGCGGCCUUCCAAGCAAAGGCAAAGCAGACAUGAAACAAGAAAAUGAGCCGAGCGGUGCACAACAUGAGAAGAAGAAGAAAACCAAGAAGAAGAAGAAGAAUGAUAACGGCAAGGCGAACAAGAACGGCAACAGUUGCGACGGGAAACGUGGAGGAGUCAAGGUCACAAACGGAGAGCAGCAGUGCAAGAAAAAAGGGAAGGCCAAGAAGAAAAAGGCUGCAAAGGUGGCUGCGCAGAAGGCGAUGAGCAAGGAGAGCAAGGCGAAAAGCUGCCACGGGUCUCUGGGGAAGACGAAGAGAAGCCACAAGCUAAAUACGGAGCCGAAACGACGAGCAUGGGAACUCCAAAUUCGACGAGAGUUCCAGUUGGAUUAAGCUUCGGUCAUUGUAUGGGGUUCUCCACAGGAGUUUAAGCUCGGCCUUGGCCCAUGUAGGGCAGCGCUGCGCUUAGUUCAGGCAAAUCAAGGCCAGGCUCAUGUCAGUUUGUAUGACAAGAUUGUGGGGGCUCGGUUGCUUGAAACGCUUUAUUCUACUCUAUUAAAUACUCUCAAC
Messenger RNA from Purpureocillium takamizusanense, 1289 nucleotides. RefSeq lists its product as uncharacterized. Bases 99 to 1112 code for a protein of 337 amino acids. Lineage: Eukaryota; Fungi; Ascomycota; Sordariomycetes; Hypocreales; Ophiocordycipitaceae. The transcript is spliced from 2 exons. The record is from RefSeq and is a predicted model, not a curated record.